Molecule: messenger RNA, 2077 nt
Organism: Myzus persicae (green peach aphid)
Lineage: Eukaryota; Metazoa; Arthropoda; Insecta; Hemiptera; Aphididae
Product: pituitary homeobox homolog Ptx1-like
Exons: 6
Coding region: 767-2053 (428 amino acids)
Biological process (GO): regulation of transcription by RNA polymerase II; anatomical structure morphogenesis
Cellular component (GO): nucleus
Molecular function (GO): RNA polymerase II cis-regulatory region sequence-specific DNA binding; DNA-binding transcription factor activity, RNA polymerase II-specific
Source: RefSeq, a predicted model, not a curated record
AGUAAUAAAACAUCUUCUGCGUGCGGUGCAGACGACCGCGACACUGUUACAGUAUACGACUAUGACAGACGCGCCCGCUUAUAUUGUGUACAUUUGUCAUUUAAGUGUACACAAGUCAUAACGUCCGAUGAUCCCGAAAAGUCGUUGGUGAUCUCGUAGGUUUUUUUUCCGAAGUGAGUAAAUUCGUUAAAAUUGUAUUUCAUCUUCAUCGUCGUAUAAUUAUAAUUUAUUUUGUUACCGUUCUAACAGACAAGCUGUGGUAUAAUAAUUCAUAGGUACCGUGCGUGGUGCGUCCUGCUAACCCAACGCCGCCGCCGCGUAUAUUCCGCACGUGCGUUUUCGGGACCGUAAAUCGCGGUUUUCACCGGGCAAAAUUGUAUAAUAUAUUGCCCACCAUUUUCGAGGUACGUUAUUAAUAUAUCGUUUUCCGAUUAAUUUUCAUCAAUUAUAUCGUGUGUGUCGUGUGUACGGCGUCGUCCGUUGCGGUCCCCGACCCGAUCUGGUGCGUAUAUGAUAUAGAAUAAAAUAAUUAUAUGUCGCGGUCCGCGUCACCAGCGCACGACGGAUGAGCUUAGUAGCGGCGGACAGACAAUUUUUCCGUUCCCGCGGCUGCUGCAGGAGGAUUAAAGCUUCAACAAUAUAACGUAUUAAAAUAAUAUAUUAUAUUAUAAAUGAGAUUUCAACUGAGUGUUCACUUCCCGCAUUUGAAUCCGGUAAUGGUCGUUGGCCUUUGAUAAGCGACAAUCUAUAAUUAAAAAACUCAAAAAUGAUGGAACGCCUGGAAAACCUGACCGACCCAAGUCUGUGUCUUCAAGACUUGGUGUCGUCAACGGGUUCCGAUCACCAUAACGUCGCAUUACAGCACGCAUCACCCGCAUCCUUUCACCAUCCCGUGCACGACGGCAGUGCCGGACUGCACCAGGGCAUGCUGGGACACCACCACGUGCACCAUCACGACAGUCAUCACCAUCAUCAUCACACGGCAGUGCCGUGUCCGCCGUCACUGUUGCACCACGAACCGUUGGAAAAACUUAAGAGAGUGUGGGCAGAGACGGGAGACUUCCGUGAUAACAAUCAUCAUGGCCUUUCUACGGAUCAUACGUCACAGCUUAACUUUGGUUCAUCGAGGAGUAGAAAUCGUGACAGAAAAGGGCGGGUGGACACGAUCGGUGCUACCGGUAUAAAAACUGAGGGUAUAGACACGGGAGUUGGCGUGGUCACUGACGACGGCAAAGACGCUAACAUUAAAAAUAACAAAAACACGAAAAGGCAGAGGAGACAGAGGACGCAUUUCACUUCGCAACAGCUCCAGGAACUGGAGGCCACGUUCACCAGAAACCGAUAUCCGGACAUGAGCACCAGGGAAGAGAUAGCCAUGUGGACGAACCUCACAGAGGCCAGAGUCAGGGUAUGGUUCAAAAACCGGAGGGCCAAAUGGCGGAAACGCGAGAGGAACGCGAUGAACGCUGCAGCGGCUGCGGCCGUUGACUUUAAGAACGGGUUCGGAACGCAAUUCAACGGUCUCAUGCAACCAUUCACUGACACCGACUCGCUGUACAGUACAGCUUAUACGUCGUACAACAAUUGGGCGACUAAGGUGCCGAGCCCGUUGGGAUCGAAGACGUUUCCGUGGUCGGUGAACCCACUGGGCACCGUGAACCAUCACCACCACCAAGCGCCCGUCAACUGUUUCAAUGCGGCCACUUCAGCGGCCGGGUCCAUGUUGCCGACGCCAGCGCCGCAGAACGGACCACCGUACUGUCCACCCACCACGCCGUACUCCGUGUACCACCACCGGCCGGCCGAGCCCUGCAACGUCAUGUCCAGCAGCAUCGCCAGCCUCCGACUCAAGGCCAAACAGCACGCCUCCGGGUUCGGCGGUUACCAACCCGCGGGUUCGCCGGGUUCGCUGCAGGCGCAGGCCAAUGGUGGAAACCGAUCAUCGUCGUCAUCGUCGUGUCAGCAACAGUACGGCGGUGGACAGGGCGCGGGCGGCGGUGGCGGUGGCGGCGGCGGAAAUUCCGGCAGCGAAGGCACCAGGACGCCCGUCUGACGUGAAGAGCGGACCGGAGGGAGC